CUGCAACGUGGGCUAGCGUCCAAGUAGCCUCACAACACUAGCGCGGCUCUGGGCUGCCGCUUCCACAAUUUCUAGCUACCUCAUCGCCAACGCGCAACCACACGCUUCUCACCCAGACUCAACAAAGCACAACUGAGCGUCGUGAUCAAUCGAGUCGCCGCUCUACUUACAAGAUCACUAGUUUAAGCACCUCCACGUGCGAUCAUGGAUUACCAGAACCGCGCAGGAUCCAAAUUCGGUGGCGGUGGUGUCGCCUCCAGCUCAGCAACCAACGCCGACCGACGUGAGCGUCUGCGCAAGCUCGCGCUCGAGACCAUCGACCUCGACAAAGAUCCGUACUUCUUCAAGAACCACGUCGGAAGCUUCGAAUGCCGUCUCUGCCUCACAGUCCAUCAAAACGAUGGCUCGUAUCUCGCACAUACACAAGGAAGAAAGCACCAGACCAACCUGGCACGACGCGCCGCAAAAGAACAGCGAGAAGGCAAGAAGGACGAUGUUGGCCAGCAAGGCCUGCUUGCAGGUGUGCAGGUGAAGAAGAAUGUCAUGAAGAUCGGCCGACCUGGUUACCGUAUCACAAAAGUCCGCGAUCCCAUUACUCGCCAGAACGGGCUUUUGUUCCAAUUCCAGUUCCCAGACCUCACUAUGGAGACUGUCCCGCGAGUCCGAUUCAUGAGCGCAUACGAGCAGAAGAUCGAAGAGCCUGAUCCAAACUACCAGUACCUGAUCGUUUCUGGAGAGCCUUAUGAGACAGUCGCAGUGAAGCUGCAAGCACGCGAGGUGGACAGGCGUGAAGGCAAGUUCUGGACCUGGUUCGACGACGACAGCAAGGACUUCUGGUGCCAAUUGCUCUUCAAGACCGAGCGUGACGAGCGCUUCAGUGCAGUUCCUGGCCUAGCACCUGGUCGCAAGUAAGCCUCAGGAGAUCCACCAAGCCCGGAAUCUCAUCUUGCGAAUUUCUCUGCGCCGAAAGCGUGGAGACAGUCAUUAUCAGCUAUUUACGACUUCUUUUCGUAUGCCCAACUAGGGCAACACGGCGUUAAAUGGCGUUCACAGCAGUAAAGAACUCUGCUUAUCACAGUGGCUCGUU
Boeremia exigua is the source of this 1087-nucleotide messenger RNA. RefSeq lists its product as uncharacterized. Gene Ontology annotation, cellular component: U2-type prespliceosome; nucleus; catalytic step 2 spliceosome. NCBI's taxonomy places the organism in Eukaryota, Fungi, Ascomycota, Dothideomycetes, Pleosporales, Didymellaceae. The coding region runs from base 205 to 912 and encodes 235 amino acids. The record is from RefSeq and is a predicted model, not a curated record. Gene Ontology annotation, biological process: spliceosomal complex assembly. Gene Ontology annotation, molecular function: zinc ion binding; nucleic acid binding. The transcript is spliced from 2 exons.